AUGGGGAGAACAUUGUAUGUCGGCUUAACAAAUCUCUAUAUGGACUUAAACAAGCCUCCAGAAAUUGGUUUUACACAUUUUCAGUCACCAUUUAGAAAGCUGGUUAUCAACGGUCAAAAGCUGAUUGUUCUCUUUUUACAAAGGCCCAAGGAUUCUGGUCUUACAGGGGCACACCCAGACAAAUUUCCAAUGGAACAAAAUUUGAAACUCGCUCCCAUCGACGGAGCAUUGUUAGAUGAUCCCACCAAGUAUAGAAGACUAGUCGGACGUUUGAUUUAUCUUACUGUCAUCAGGCCUGACAUACUAUUUUCAAUCCGCACAUUAAGUCAAUUCAUGCACGAGCCUCGCAAACCUCAUUGGGAUGCAACUUUACGAAUUCUCAAGUACAUUAAAGGUACUCCUGGUCAAGGUUUGUUAUUUCCUGUUUCCAACAAUCUUGAAUUAAAGGCCUUUUGUGAUUCCGAUUGGGGCGGUUGUCGUGCCACAAAAAGGUCAGUUACUGGGUAUUGUGUCCUUGGAAAUUCCCUCAUCUCAUGA
Molecule: messenger RNA, 537 nt
Organism: Malus domestica (apple)
Lineage: Eukaryota; Viridiplantae; Streptophyta; Magnoliopsida; Rosales; Rosaceae
Source: RefSeq, a predicted model, not a curated record